Candida tropicalis MYA-3404 is the source of this 1404-nucleotide messenger RNA. RefSeq names its product glycerophosphocholine acyltransferase. NCBI's taxonomy places the organism in Eukaryota, Fungi, Ascomycota, Pichiomycetes, Serinales, Debaryomycetaceae. The transcript has a single exon. Bases 1 to 1404 code for a protein of 467 amino acids. The record is from RefSeq and is a predicted model, not a curated record. Gene Ontology annotation, biological process: phosphatidylcholine biosynthetic process.
AUGAAGAAGUCCACUUCAUCAAGUUCCACAUUUACUAAGGAUGCAAGCUCUGCCAUCAUAGAUGACGACGAUGGUAGCUACAUCUAUGAGUCAAACAAUGGAAGCACGUCCCUGUUUUCGUCUCCUCAACUAGCUAGAAGUGAUUCGAGCGUGUCAUUACCGUAUCUUGAUUUGUCCAAAUUGAUGUUUGCCAAUGAUUUCGACUUUGGAUUGAACUUGAAUGAAGUUUCUGAUAAGACCAAGAAAAGAAUUAACAACAUGAAGAUGAAAACUAAACAAAAGUUGCAUAGCAGAAAUAUCGAUUUAGAUAAGCUACAAGAUGUCAUAAACCACAGUUUCCAAAAAUUUGACGAAAGAGUACACAAGAAUCUUGUUAGUUCAUCUACCGAAAAGGCAUUUUAUGCUCUUUCUGUAUUUUUGAUCUUUUGUUCUGGUUUGAUUAUUGGUAAAUAUCCAAUUUAUUUCCCACAUUUCCAUACUGCAAUAUUUGUUUUGUUGAUGCCUAUUAGAUUUUAUACAUAUUUCAAACAAUCAUUCCAAUACUAUUUAGCAGAUUUAUGUUAUUAUGUCAAUUUGUUACUAAUGCUAUUUAUUUGGGUAUUUCCCACAUCACCGAAUUUGUUUGUUUCGGUGUUUUCGUUAUCAUUAGGAACAUUAUCAUGGGCUGUCAUUACCUGGAGAAAUUCACUUGUGUUGCAUUCCAUUGAGAAAACAACUUCCUCAUUUAUCCAUGUGAUGCCACCAGUUACUAUGUUUGUCAUGGUUCAUGAGUUACCACUUGAUUAUAUCAAAGAGACAUAUCCAGGUAUUGCUGCCAUAGAUAAAUGGAACUUUGUUGCAAGUAUCAUCACCACAUCUAUUUAUUAUACUAUCUGGCAAGUAUCCUACCAUUACUUUAUUUCAAUUAGAAAGAAAGACAAGAUCGAAAAGGGUCAAGUCACAUCCUUCCUGUAUUUGAAAAACAAAAACAAAUCUACCCCGUUAGGUAAAUUUGUCAAUGGUUUACCAUACUGGUGGAUGCAAACAUUGGCGUUCACUUUAAUCCAAUUUUGUUAUCAAUUGUUAACUAUGAUUCCCUGUCCUAUUUGGUUUAGAUAUAAACACGCUUGUGGGGCAUUUGUCGCGUUUAUUUUUGUAUGGGCAAGUUACAAUGGUGCAACUUAUUAUAUUGAUGUUUUCGGUAAAAGAUUAGAGAAAGAAGUUGAUAAAUUGAAGAAAGAAGUUCAAUCUUUGCAACAACAGAACGAGAAAUUGCAAUUUUCACCUGUUCAAAAUCCUCAAAAUGGUAGUUUGGAAGAUAUUAAAACAUUAGAUGUUGAUGCCAUUGAAAGAACUGAGGAACUAGAUGACAACAAACCUGCAAUUGCUGUCAAUGAAACAGUAGAGAAAUUAAAGACACCAUGA